AUAUUUUUAGCACUUUAUAUAAUUGCAAAAUUAUUUCAUUAUUUUAAACCAAAACAAUUUAUUAGUUCAUAUGGAAAGGCAGUACUAAUUACAGGUUGUGACUCGGGUUUCGGUAACCUAUUGGCCUACAGUCUAAAUGAACGGGGAUUUCGUGUUUACGCCACAUGUCUUGAUCCGGACGGCGAUGGCGGACAAGGAUUGACCAAAAAUAGUAGAUUUACCGAUCAAAUGGUUGUACUGAAAAUGAAUGUUACCGACGAUGACAAUGUACGCCAAGUGUACAAACAGGUUACCGAUGAUCUCAAUGAAAACAAAUGCCAGUUGUGGUCAGUGGUCAACAAUGCCGGUUAUAUGAUUACCAGUCCUGUCGAGUGGGGACUACUGGCCGACUACGAGCACCUGUUUGAUGUUAACGUGUUUGGUGUGGUUCGGGUCACACGUGUAUUCCUGCCAUUACUUCGGGUAUCAAAAGGUCGUAUAGUAAACAUGUCGUCAACAAUGGGUAGACUAAUACUCGACAACUAUAGCGCCUAUUGUAUGACCAAAGCAUCGGUACUCGUGUUUUCCAAUGCUCUGAGACUAGAAAUGCAAAGAUUUGGUAUACGAGUGGCCACUAUAAUGCCGGGAGCUUUCAAAACUACCGGACUGUUUGCCGCAACAAUAGCUUCGAUGGACAACAUUUGCCUGAAUACUGACCAGUCGGUCAAAUCGGCGUACGGACAACAAUACUAUCAACAGUGGAAACAGCAGACAACCAAUGAGUUGGUCUCGAAGAUACUCGUGGGAACCGAUUCCUCUAUUGUGGUCAACGAUAUGAUUGAUGCCGUCAUGAAUACCGUUCCCCGCAAUAAUUACGAACCUAUCGGUAGUUUAGCGUUUCAAGUGUUCUAUCGGUUAAACAAUAUUUUAGGCAAAAAUCUAUUGAUUAAAUUGUUUUCUUUAUUU
Oppia nitens is the source of this 945-nucleotide messenger RNA. RefSeq names its product short-chain dehydrogenase/reductase family 9C member 7-like. The annotation marks the transcript as partial. The record is from RefSeq and is a predicted model, not a curated record. Gene Ontology annotation, molecular function: oxidoreductase activity. NCBI's taxonomy places the organism in Eukaryota, Metazoa, Arthropoda, Arachnida, Sarcoptiformes, Oppiidae. The transcript is spliced from 3 exons.